This is a messenger RNA of Penicillium alfredii, 4134 nucleotides long. RefSeq names its product cleavage/polyadenylation factor CFT1. The record is from RefSeq and is a predicted model, not a curated record. The coding region runs from base 1 to 4134 and encodes 1377 amino acids. NCBI's taxonomy places the organism in Eukaryota, Fungi, Ascomycota, Eurotiomycetes, Eurotiales, Aspergillaceae. Gene Ontology annotation, molecular function: nucleic acid binding; protein binding. The transcript is spliced from 9 exons. Gene Ontology annotation, cellular component: mRNA cleavage and polyadenylation specificity factor complex; nucleus.
AUGCAGUGCUAUACAGAACUGCUCCCCCCUACUGGGGUGACCCAUGCCUUGGCGGUUGCUUUUCUCUCUGCAACAGCCAACAAUUUAGUGGUGGUUCGAACAUCACUGCUGCAGAUCUUCUCUCUGAUCAAGGUUUCUCCUCAGUUACAAGGAGGAAGCACAGAGAACCAAUCUUUAUCACAUCACCCAUCAGAAACGAAACUGGUCUUGGAAAAAGAAUACUCGCUCCCAGGAACUGUCACUGACCUGAGCCGGGUUAAAAUCUUGAACCCCAAGAGUGGUGGGGAAGCAAUUCUACUCUCAAUUCGAAAUGCCAAGCUUAGCUUGAUCGAGUGGGAUCCGGAGCGAUAUGGGAUUUCGACCAUUUCCAUCCACUACUAUGAACGGGAUGACCUGACCAGUAGCCCCUGGGUGCCUGAUUUGAGCCGCUGUGGCAGCAUACUCAGUGUGGAUCCGAGCAGUAGAUGCGCGGUAUACAAUUUCGGUGUCCGCAAUCUUGCCAUUCUGCCCUUCCAUCAGGCAGGGGAUGAUUUGGUGAUGGAUGACUAUGACUCAGAGCUCGAUGGAGACCGUCCAGAUCAGGGCAUGGAUGUCGAAAAGAGCAAAGAUGGACCAACCUAUCAGACUCCUUAUGCGGCGUCCUUCGUUCUGCCUUUGACGGCCCUGGACCCUUCUUUACUGCACCCCAUAAGUCUUGCAUUUCUAUACGAAUAUAGGGAGCCGACUUUCGGCAUUUUGUAUUCACAAAUUGCAACGUCCAAUGCCCUUCUUCAUGAGCGCAAGGACGCUGUGUUCUACACCGUCUUCACCCUAGACUUGGAACAGCGGGCUUCCACCACCCUCCUCUCGGUGUCUCGGCUGCCCAGCGAUCUCUUCAAGGUGGUGGCACUUCCCCCUCCUGUGGGGGGUGCUCUUCUCGUUGGUUCAAACGAGAUUGUGCAUGUGGAUCAAGCUGGGAAGACAAACGCGGUCGGGGUCAACGAGUUCUCCAGGCAAUUUUCCGCAUUUUCGAUGGCCGAUCAAUCCGACCUGGCUUUCCGCUUGGAAGGUUGCGUGGUGGAGCGACUGGGCGGUGAUAGCGGCGACCUUCUUCUUGCACUUGCGUCGGGGGAAAUGGCGCUGAUCAAGUUUAAGCUGGAUGGACGGUCCGUUUCAGGCAUUGCAGUUCAUUCGAUACCUGCACAUGCGGGAGGAGACAUCAUGAAGGCGGCUGCAUCAUGUUCUACUUGUCUCGAUGAUGGCAACCUGUUUCUCGGGAGCGAAGACGCGGACUCGGUGCUUUUGAGCUGGUCUCAUUCUGCUGCCACAAAGAAAUCUCGGCUUGAGUCAAAGCAAGCUGCACAUGGCCUGGAAGACACUUUGGAUGCCGAUCAGAUGGAAGAUGAUGUCUAUGAAGAUGACCUCUAUUCCUCGGCACCGGAACCGACCCAGGUCGGUCCACCCACGAACCCGGAGAACCUGACCUCAGAAUACUACCAUUUCCGACUAAAUGAUCAACUUUUGAAUAUUGGUCCCUUGAGAGACAUCACACUGGGCAACGCCUUUCCAGCUCUCGGGAACCAAAGUCCGUCUGGCAGCGAAGGCGUCUCUGCCGAGUUAGAUUUGGUGGCAUCCCAAGGCUCGGAUAAAGGUGGUGGUCUCGUGGUCAUCAAGCGAGAAAUUGACCCUCUCACUUCGCUCUCCAUGAACGUUGAUCGUGCUGAUGGGGUUUGGUCGGCCACCGUGAGGCACGGGGCAAGCGGUCCAUCCAACGCCGAUCAGACUGAUAGUGAUAUAUCUCGCCAGUAUGUGAUUGUCUCACGAUCUACGGACGGUGACAGGGAGGCGUCCGAUGUCUAUGUGGUGGAUGGUCAGGACUUGGACCCCUUUAAAGCCCCCGAGUUUAAUCCAAAUAAAGAUUGCACAGUCGACAUUGGGCCAUUGGCAAGUGGUACCCGCCUGGUACAGAUCCUGCGAAAUGAAGUCAGAAGCUACGAUAUGGAAUUGGGUUUAACCCAGAUUUAUCCGGUCUGGGAUGAAGACACGAGUGACGAGCGAGCCGCAGUGAGCGUGAGCUUUGCUGAUCCUUAUCUUGUGAUCCUUCGAGAUGAUUCGUCUCUACUGCUUCUCCAGGCGGAUGCGAGUGGCGAUCUUGAUGAAGUUUCACUCCCAGAAGAGAUCAGCACAUCGAAGUGGCACUCAGCCUGUCUAUACCACGACACAAUGCAAGCAUUCACGUCAAGUACCACCACCGGGGGCGAAAUAUUUCGCCUCUCGGACCUGAAACUUGUGACGGUCAUAGAGGGUAUCGACUGCUUACAGCCUGUGUUAUCCUCAGAACCGCCCAGGCGAGCUAGUACACGAGAAACAUUGACAGAGGUUGUCGUUGCCAACCUUGGUGAACGGUUCAGCACUUGGCCAUAUCUGAUUAUUCGGACGGACAACGAUAAUCUCAUUGUUUACAAGCCUGUCGCGGGAUUGUCAGAUGUCGAGAAUGCACCGGCUUCCCCUGUACGGUUCUUUCGGGAGGCCAACCAUUUCCUGCAAAAAACCCCUUCACAGGCGAAUUAUGCGCAGUUCGAGAAGCAGCAGCGAUUGAGACGCCUGAGAAUCUUGUCGGAAGUUUCAGGAUUCAGCACCGUCUUUAUACCUGGGAGUUCGGCAGGGUUCAUUUUGAAGACGGCGGCGAGCUCACCACACAUUGUUCGCCUCCGAGGAGAGUUUAUACGAUGGCUGAGUGCUUUUGAUUCUGCGGCUAUUGGUUGUGAGAAGGGCUUUAUUUAUGUGGAUUCCCAGGAUUGUGUUCGGGUAUGUCAACUGCCCUUGCAAACUCGAUUCGACUAUCCUUGGACACUGCGCAAGGUCCCAUUGGAAGAGCAAGUUGAUUUCUUGACGUACUCAUCGUCAUCCAAAACAUACGUGCUCGGCACCAGUCACCACGUUGGCUUCAAGUUGCCCGAGAAUGAUGAGCUGCAUUCUGAGUGGCGCAGCGAAUCGAUCUCGUUUUUACCAGAAAUUCCUCAAAGCGCCAUCAAGGUCUUGAGCCCCAAGACAUGGUCGGUGAUCGAUAGCUACCCCCUGGAUCCUGCUGAGCAUGUGACAGCUGUCAAAAAUGUGAACAUGGAGGUCUCUGAGAAUACUCAGGAGCGCCGGGAUCUCAUCGUCGUAGGGACGGCUAUUGCCAAGGGGGAAGACAUCCCAGCUCGCGGCUGUAUUUAUGUGUUCGAUGUGAUCCAGGUGGUUCCGGACCCGGAGAAAGCAGAAACAGGUCGGAAAUUGAAGUUAAUCGGCAAGGAAAUAGUCAAGGGUGCCGUGACCGCGCUGUCAGGGAUCGGUGGUCAAGGGUUCGUGGUCGUUGCGCAGGGACAGAAGUGCAUGGUCCGAGGUCUUAAAGAGGACGGCAGCCUUCUGCCUGUGGCGUUUAUGGACAUGCAAUGCUAUGUCAACGUUGCGAAGGAACUCAAGGGCACGGGGAUGUGUAUUUUGGGAGAUGCCGUCAAGGGCCUCUGGUUUGCAGGGUACUCGGAGGAACCAUACAAGAUGACGCUCUUCGGGAAAGAUCCCGAUUAUUUGGAAGUGGUGGCUGCUGAUUUCCUGCCCGAUGAAAGCAAGCUCUACGUUUUGGUGGCCGAUAGUGACUGUACCCUUCAUGUGUUGCAGUAUGAUCCGGAAGAUCCUAAAUCGUCCAACGGCGAUCGUUUACUCAACCGAAGCAAGUUCUAUACGGGCAAUUUCGCAUCCACCGUGACCCUGCUGCCACGCACAGCCGUUUCGUCGGAACUCAUUGAGUCUCCCGCAGAUGACAUGGAGCUUGAUGAGACUAUCAGCACCCACCAAGUCCUCAUCACAGCGCAGAAUGGGUCCCUGGCGCUGGUUACGACCAUCCCGGAAGAGCCCUACCGCCGGCUGUCGGCCUUGCAGUCCCAGCUGACCAACACCAUCGAGCAUCCUGGGGGGUUGAAUCCACGUGCGUUCCGAGCUGUGGAGAGCGAUGGCACCGCGGGCCGGGGCAUGGUUGAUGGUAAUCUGUUGCGGUUGUGGCUGGAUCUAGGGAAGCAACGCCAAGCGGAGAUCGCGGGCCGAGUGGGCGCCACCGAGUGGGAGAUUCGGGCCGAUCUGGAGACGAUCGGCGGAGGCGGACUUGGAUACCUGUGA